Molecule: messenger RNA, 2152 nt
Organism: Jaminaea rosea
Lineage: Eukaryota; Fungi; Basidiomycota; Exobasidiomycetes; Microstromatales
Product: kinase-like protein
Exons: 8
Coding region: 161-2074 (637 amino acids)
Biological process (GO): protein phosphorylation; meiotic recombination checkpoint signaling
Cellular component (GO): cytoplasm; nucleus
Molecular function (GO): protein serine/threonine kinase activity; ATP binding
Source: RefSeq, a predicted model, not a curated record
UGAUACUGCGGUGGUUGAUGCUAGUUUCCAGCUAAUGGGGAAGCCUGCUUCACGAACUAGUCGGCGAUUCGGCCGCCUUUGGUGGAACCACGGCGCUUGCGGCCGGCACCACCCCUCUUGCGCCAGCGGCCGUUCCUGACACUUCACUCCUUCUCCCUUCAUGCUCUCUCGCCAUCACUUACUUACAUCGUCAUCGCCAUCGCCAUCGUCAUCGGCUGACGCUAUGGCCGCAGGCAGACCCGCGAUCAAGCGGUUGUCAAAGCCAAAGACCCGCGCCAGUCAGGCGCAGCCCAGUCGACGUGGUGGACGUCAUACAAAAUCGCACACGCCCAGGCCAGCAGCAAGUGUAGCUACCACACCGGCUGCUGCGCGAAGCAGUGUGAGCCCUCAGCAGCAGGUUCAGAGAAGCUAUGGAGCCCUCUUGUCCUCUCGCGACCCAGUCAUUUCCGAUGUCGGCCCGCUCAUCCCUUUGCCCAACUUCAGCAACGACCCUCGCCUUCUCGAGGAGAUCGAGCGCAUCAAUCAGCUGCGUAGCAAGAAUCUUAGCCUGGAGGAGAGCGAAGACGAGCAGGAGGAACGAUGCGGCAGUCACAACAGUCUGGCGACGGUCGCUCUGCUUGAAUUCGAGGGCGGCUUUCGUGCCCAGGAGAAGAUGGCCAUCGCCAUUCAGCUUCAUCGCCCCUUCACCGUCGGCUACGACGAGAGCAGCGACUACAUGAUUGAGACAAGCACGGCCCAGGGUAUCUCCUUCAGACUCUUCGCGUAUCAUUGCGAGGGCAAUAGCAGUCGAGAGGUAACAGUGUCGUGCGAAGAUCGCUCACUUCCUGGGCAAGGCAUACAAUGGAACGGGCAUCAGAUCUCUCAAGACACUGUGCUCCUCAGUCAUGGUGACGUUGUAGAGGCUGGCCAGCAGCGCUUCACAUUCAGCAGCAUGGUCGACACAUCCCUUGCCUGGGAUCAAGACGACAGCUCGAGUCAAACACCCGCACACCGCUACCAAUAUUCAUCUCGCAUGCUCGGCGAAGGCACACAUGCCAUCGUGCUCCUGGCCUGGGACCGCAAGCAUCAACGCCAAGUAGCCUGCAAGCGCUUCAAGAACACCGACGCCCAGACUGGCAGCAUUGCAAAGGAAGAGAUUCGCGUCCUCUCGCUCAUGCGCCAUCCAAACCUCAACGGUCUCCUCGACGUCGAUGAGGGGCGUAUUUCCAGGUCUCGCAAGGAAGUCAUUGUACGUGUGAUAGUCGAUGCGGCGAAGGGCGGAGACUUGUUCAGCUACAUUCAACAACAUGUCCCCAACGGCGGGCUCGAUGAGGCACAAGUCAAAUGGAUUGCCUACCAGAUGAUAAAGGGAAUAGUCUACAUGCACGACAAGGGGAUCGCGCACCAUGACAUCAAGCCGGAGAACGUCAUCCUCGUUACGGCGGCCACGAGGUUCCCGCACGUGCAGAUCGCUGAUUUUGGUAUGGCUUGGGAGGAUCCCCUUGUCACGCAAAAGGCCAAGGGGAUGGAUGAGGCUGCGUUUGAUCGAGUGCUGCGCGAGCCCAGGUGCAGGGAGAAGCACAUGGGUACUACUCUCUACGCCCCGCCGGAAAUGCUGAUCAACCACAGUAGCCGGCAGCCGGGGUACAGCCCAUUCUUGCACGACUCCUGGUCCCUCGGUUGCACAAUCUUUACAACCAUCUUCUCCAGCCACCCCAUGACCUCAUCCGCCGGUCUCCCUCACGUGGGCUGCGAUGUGGACCCCGAACCCAUCAUCCUCGCAAUGGAACGAGGCGUCGAAGAGGAGCAGAUUCAGCAGGGCAAGCUCCGCCAAGACUAUGUCGCGAUCAUUGGCUGCAUCCUCAAGGGGUUGAGGUGGGAAAUCUUGCCGCCGCUGCGUCCUCAUCACGGGAGUGUGAGGGCUGCAAAGGCUUUCCUCGAUGACUUGUUCGAGCUUGAUACUCGAUAUCGGCGCACCAUGAGGCAGGCUUUGAAAUCUCAGUGGAUCGAGUCGUCGAGGAGGGAGCUGGAAGAGAUGUAUCGCUGCCGCGUGCUAGGGGACUACCGUGGGGCAGCUGGGAGUGAUCAGCAGUAAGCUAGCUAGCCUGCAAGGCGCGGGCCAUCGUCAGCGGCGCCUGAAUGCCAGCGUCAACGUCAAGAAGCCGCCAAAUCA